Molecule: messenger RNA, 633 nt
Organism: Phaethon lepturus (White-tailed tropicbird)
Lineage: Eukaryota; Metazoa; Chordata; Aves; Phaethontiformes; Phaethontidae
Product: mitochondrial ribonuclease P protein 3-like
Exons: 3
Biological process (GO): tRNA 5'-leader removal; mitochondrial tRNA 5'-end processing
Cellular component (GO): mitochondrion; mitochondrial ribonuclease P complex
Molecular function (GO): ribonuclease P activity
Source: RefSeq, a predicted model, not a curated record
GGAGUUAAAUUAUUUAUCUACUUAAUUCAUAUUGCAGUUAAGAACUGUGGGAAAUCAGUGUUUGCCAAAAGUCCUAGUAGAGACACAGAUGUGAAAGUGUUUCCCGUCAGUCUGUUUUUACAGCUAAGAAAAUCUUUGGUUUUGCUUUGUUUUCUGCAGCUAUUUCAUGCUGUCAACUGCCUGGCAAAAGACAAUGCCCGGUUGCUUGUGCUGGGCCGCAAACACAUGCUGAUUAACUCUUCAAAUUGGAAAAGAGAGAUUAUGAAGGAGAUGCAGAAUAAGGCAGACUUCUUCUUUGCUGAAAAUAUCUCUGAAGAUGAUGCCUUCUUGUUAUAUGCCACUCUUCGAUCAGGCAAGCAUUGCAAGUUUGUUACUAGAGACUUCCUCCGGGAUCACAAGGCUUGUCUUUCCGACAGUAUGACACGUCAUCUGUUCCGUAAGUGGCAGCGUGGACACCAAAUAGUGUUUUCCCCUUCUGUAGAAGGAAAGCAUAUCAAUUUUUUGCCUGCUUUCUGUUACGACUGUGUGGUACAGACUACAGGUGAUACCUGGCAUAUCCCCUAUAAAGACACUUUUGAGGAAAAAUGUUCAUAUCAAGUACCAAGAAAAUGGCUCUGCAUUCAACAGAAAUGA